UCAACAUAUUAAAUUUAUUAUAUAAUAUUUUUAAUAAUUAUAAUAUUAAUUUAUCGUAGGUAAUAUACCUACCAUGUUAUUCUUUGAUUCUUAUCAAUCAUUUCAAGGAAUGAAUUAAAUAAAUACUAAAUGAUGAUGACGAGUAAUCAAAUUAGACAAUAGACAAGAAGAGACAAAAGUGAAGAGUUAAAAGCAAACAUUUGAGUUCAUAUUAUGUAAUUGAUUAAUUGUUGUUUAUUUAAUCAGUUUAAUUUGCAAUUCUUUCAUGAACGAUCAGUUGUAACAGCUUCUAAUCCCAAGGAAAUGGAUUUCGAAAGGGUGUUUUUGAAGGCUUAUAACAUUUUGAAGUGGGAUGAGUUCACUGUUUUGAAUAAUGACCGUGCAUCAAUCAAUGAGAAAAUCACUAACAAAGUGAUCACCAAACAUGAGCUGUUAUCGCAGUUUAAAGUAGAGUUGAGUUUGCUUAAUGCGUGUAAACACAAAAUUAAAGAUGAGUUGGAACAGAAUUUAGAUGUUAUUGACACUCAAGUACUCGUCCUCUUAAGCAAGCGUGUUAUUGAUUUGUUUGAUCAUAUGCAUGUAUUGUUUUCUAUUGAUGAGGAGCUGUUAUCUUAUUACAUCAACUUUUGUCAAGAUAAUGUAAGCUACAUACAUGUAGAUCAGUUAGAUAUUUUGUUAGAUGCUGUAUUGUGUACAGUAAAUAAUCAAAAAAUUUGGAUACAACUGUUGAAGCUUCAUUUGGAAAUAAAUAAUUAUGAUAAGCUGAUGAAUGUUUUUCAAGAAGGUGUUCGUUCAUUAAAAACAAAUUCACUACCUUUAUGGAGGAUAAUAAUUAGAUAUAUGCGAAAUAGACGUCCUGAUAUGAUUCAAACAUUACUUGAAGAAGGCUCAAAUAUAUCAUAUGAAAAUAUUUCUUUGGAAAUUAGACCUAAAUAUUUGAAAUGGUGUAUAGAGUAUAAAGACUUAGAUGCUGCUCGUAAAUUAUUCAAUGAAUUAAAAGAGUUAAAGCCACCAUGUUGUAAAUUGUAUUUAGUAAUGAUAUCUGUUGAAUUGGAGAUAUUAGAUUGUGAUUUAGGUACAGUAAGAAAAUUGUAUGAUGAAGCUUGCAUUCUAUUUGGCAGAAAUAACAUUGGAGUGUGGCUUGAUUAUAUUCGUUUUGAACAGACUGAUGGCUCCUUGAAAUUAGUGGAAAGUAUUUAUUCUAAAGGAUUAUGGAAACUGGAACAAAAUUUAAGGAAUACUUUCAUAGAAGAAUAUAAUAAUAUUAAACGUGAAUUUAAGGAAAAAUUAGGUAAUGAAAUUAUAGUCAUUGAUGAUUGAAAUAUAUAUAUUAUAUAUUAUGAAAACAAAAAUGGCGAAUUUAUUUAGAGAUCUCCUCAUUUUAUUUGUUGUUGAAUUAAUACUGUAAGUGGGUCACUUAAUAAUAUUGAUACCUUUGUAUGGAGUUUGGCUUUGUUGAGUUAUACAAAGCAAGCAGUGUAAUACAAUGACAUUUCUAUUAAUGGUUUACUUUUUAUCACUUAUAAAUUGCAAUUUUUUCUGGUUUCUACAGUGAUUACAGUACAGAAGUCUCACUGUACCAUUUAGAUGUCGCAGUCUAUAAAAAAUUGUGAAUUUAUGUAUAGAAAGUUAAUGAUAUUUGAUUUAUUUGAUGUUUAUAAUUUA
Melanaphis sacchari is the source of this 1665-nucleotide messenger RNA. RefSeq lists its product as uncharacterized. Gene Ontology annotation, molecular function: protein binding; snoRNA binding. The record is from RefSeq and is a predicted model, not a curated record. Gene Ontology annotation, biological process: maturation of SSU-rRNA from tricistronic rRNA transcript (SSU-rRNA, 5.8S rRNA, LSU-rRNA). Gene Ontology annotation, cellular component: Pwp2p-containing subcomplex of 90S preribosome; small-subunit processome. Lineage: Eukaryota; Metazoa; Arthropoda; Insecta; Hemiptera; Aphididae. Bases 304 to 1320 code for a protein of 338 amino acids. The transcript is spliced from 7 exons.